This is a messenger RNA of Colletes gigas, 1522 nucleotides long. RefSeq names its product mitochondrial inner membrane protein OXA1L (gene OXA1L). Gene Ontology annotation, cellular component: mitochondrial inner membrane. The coding region runs from base 117 to 1433 and encodes 438 amino acids. Gene Ontology annotation, molecular function: membrane insertase activity. The transcript has 8 exons. The record is from RefSeq and is a predicted model, not a curated record. Gene Ontology annotation, biological process: protein insertion into mitochondrial inner membrane from matrix; mitochondrial respiratory chain complex IV assembly. Lineage: Eukaryota; Metazoa; Arthropoda; Insecta; Hymenoptera; Colletidae.
UGCAUGCACGAACACCAAAACACAGUUUGCACAGAAUCGUAUUUCGUCGCGCGUUUCGUAACCUUUUUGCCAUAAAAUACAACUAAACGUAAACCAUAAACUAUAUAGAUGCAAACAUGUUAUUGCGAUUAACCGUAAAUACCACUCGAAAAUUGUUGUUAAAUACAAACAUAAGUUCUCAGAAAUUAGCAAAAUGCAAAUUCAGUCGCCUCGCCACCCCUAUUACAAAUAUUAUACCCAGAAACAAUUGCACAUUCGACGUUCAUAAACAUUCAAAAGUUAAUGGUAUUUUUUGCGUUCGAUAUCAAAGUACGGUGGAUGCGACGAAGGAGACUGUAUUAAAUACUCAACCAAGUCCACCAGCACCACAGACAGCGAAUGCACUGGAAACCACAAAUAACACUGUACCAGAAAAUGUAUUUAUCAGUGAAAUACCAGAUAUACCUGCACCACAGAUACCAGAAAUAAUAGAAACUAUUGUUAAACUACAUCCAAAUGGAGAGCCUAUGUUCUCAAGUAUAGGAUUGUGUGGAUAUAGUCCUAUCGGUGCUAUACAAUACGCUUUGGAAUGGUUACAUAUUUAUUGCGAUAUGCCAUGGUGGGCAGCAAUUGCAUUUGGCACUGUAUGUGUCAGAACACUACUGUUCCCAUUAAUAAUAUUAACACAGAAAAAUAAUGUCAUGUUAAACAACAAUCUAGCAGGCAUGCGAAGAAUACAGGAGAAAAUAACAGAAUCAAGACAAUGUGGAAAUGAAUAUGAAGUUGCCAAGUAUGGUCAUGAUUUAACAAAUUAUAUGAAAGAAAAGAAUAUUAAUCCAUUGAAGACUAUGUUCAUAGGCUUGUCGCAAAUGCCAGUAUUUGUUUCAUUCUUUUUGGCUUUGAGACAAAUGGCCAAUCUACCUGUCGAAAGUUUAAGUAAUGGCGGAUUGUGGUGGUUUACAGAUUUAACUGCUAAUGAUCCCUAUUAUAUACUACCUGUAAUCACUUGCACGACAGUACUCGCGACACUUAUGCACGGCGGUAGUUUAAAAAAUGUAGAAGGUAUACUUAAACAUGUAAUUCGUGCUGUGCCAUUUGUUAUGUUUCCGUUUCUAAUAAACUUUCCAGCGGUUAUUUUGUGCUAUUGGGUGUCAACAAACUUUUUCACCCUGCUUCAAGUCUCGCUUCUAAAAAUCGAUAGAAUAAGAAAAUUCUUCGACAUACCGGAACAUAUAAAACAGCAGGAAGCGUUUCCUCAGAAACGAAAAAGCUUCAUGGAUGAACUAAAUAAUUCUUGGACCAAUAUCAAAAUAUCUAAACAGUUGGCGAACAAAAAACACGCGGAUUCGACGUUAUUUAAUGAGGCGGGAAAAGGCCCUUUAAAGAAAACAUUCAAAUACAAUCCAUCAAAAACGCCAAAGAUAGCAGUACAAGCUGCAUCAAAGAAAAGCUAAUAUUUCGUACAUGAUCGUAUGUAGAUAUAAUUGUACCAUACUUGAUUAAUUCUAACGAUACUUUAAUAAUAAAUGAUUUCAAACACACU